This is a messenger RNA of Scaptodrosophila lebanonensis, 1679 nucleotides long. RefSeq names its product two pore potassium channel protein sup-9 (gene Task7). Gene Ontology annotation, cellular component: membrane. The coding region runs from base 279 to 1349 and encodes 356 amino acids. The record is from RefSeq and is a predicted model, not a curated record. NCBI's taxonomy places the organism in Eukaryota, Metazoa, Arthropoda, Insecta, Diptera, Drosophilidae. The transcript is spliced from 4 exons. Gene Ontology annotation, molecular function: potassium ion leak channel activity. Gene Ontology annotation, biological process: stabilization of membrane potential; potassium ion transmembrane transport.
CGAAAAUCAAAUACGAUUUACAAAAUUUAUAUUCCAUUAUUCCAUUUAAAGAUGGGAUAAUGUUUUGACAUGUGUAGCUACAAUUUCUUGUGCGCCAUUGCAGUAACAUAAGGCGUCGAGUGAGAAACCGUGUGGUUCCGAGUCCUUUGGAUGCUGUGUUUGUUUUUCAUAGCUCAAUCGAUUUCUUCAGAGAGCAACGCACCAUCGCCACCCACGCAACAUAGAAGGAACUAAUUAGAAUUAUUGCGGUCCUACAAAACACACACAUACAUACAUAGAUGCUAAUUGAAUCUUAUCGCGAAACAGUUUUAGAGUUUUUUGUCCACUGCACCAUGAAGCGUCAGAAUGUGCGUACACUUUCGCUCGUAGUCUGCACAUUUACGUAUUUGUUGAUCGGUGCAGCAGUCUUUGAUUCGCUGGAAUCACAUACAGAGGCGAAACGUUGGGAGUUCCUACAGUCUGUUAAGUCGAACUUUUUGAAGAAAUAUAAUGUCACAGCAGAAGAUUAUCGGAUGCUCGAAAUAGUCAUAAUUGAGAAUCGGCCACACAAGGCCGGUCCUCAGUGGAAGUUCGCCGGUGCCUUUUAUUUUGCUACCGUGGUUCUGGCUAUGAUUGGUUAUGGACAUUCUACGCCAGUAACUAUAGGAGGAAAGGCAUUUUGCAUGGGAUAUGCAAUGGUUGGAAUCCCACUCGGGCUAGUCAUGUUCCAGUCUAUCGGUGAGCGUCUAAACAAAUUCGCCUCGGUAAUCAUUCGACGUGCCAAGAGAUAUAUGAACUGCUCCCACACGGAGGCCACUGAGAUGAAUCUUAUGCUGGCAACGGGCAUGCUAUCCUCUAUCAUCAUUACAACCGGCGCUGCAGUCUUCUCUCGAUACGAGGGCUGGAGUUAUUUUGAUAGCUUUUACUACUGCUUCGUCACGCUAACGACUAUAGGAUUUGGAGACUAUGUGGCGCUUCAGAACGACCAGGCAUUAACCAAUAAGCCAGGCUACGUGGCGCUCAGUCUCGUCUUUAUAUUGUUUGGACUAGCUGUGGUAGCUGCUAGCAUUAAUUUAUUGGUGCUGCGUUUCAUGACCAUGCAAGCUGAGGACGCUAAGCGGGACGAGCAGGAUGCACAGAACUUGGCUGCCGUAAACCAGCCAGUUACCUUCGAGGACGAGUACAAUAUGAAUGGUAAGCUAUUGGACCACGCCAACUACAUGACCGAAUACGACGAAACGGCAUCCUUGUGCUCAUGCACUUGCAUAGGAGGAACACGCUGCUUGAACCACGAGCAGUUUAUGGAUCCCGACUUUCAGCCAACGGACAUCAUUGAGAGCACUUUGUCAUUGAAGCGGGCGUCUGUCUGAUAUAGUCGGUUGCGGACAUCGUCAGAUGAUCUGGACUAAAAGCCUUAUCCAUAAAACAUUACAGUGCAAGUGAUUAAGCAGAGAGAUUGCUGCUGCCGCCCAAUUGAGGCAAAUGUACCCACAUAGAAAACCCAACCAUUAGCUCUACUCGUCGGUUGUUAGCUGGACUUCCCAUUUACAUAUAAUCAAAUCUACAAAUAAUGUUUUGUAAAUAGUCAUACAAAUCAAAUUGAAACUUAAUUACUCAAGUUUCCAAAACUUAAAUAGUAGACACACCAAGAAAGUCUUUUAAUGGACACAUAAAGGAAGUGGCGCUUGAAUAUAGAAAAA